AUGGAAACAUCAUAUUCUGAAUAUGAAGAAUCCAACACAGGUGAUUUCAUUCCUCCAGAUUUGGAUUUCCCCCCUAGGUCUAUUCCUUUGAAACCAAUUGAAGGUCGGUAUAUAUUUAUUCGGGCAUUAGGUCAUGGGUCCUUUGGGACUGUGACUUUAGCUAAAUCUCAAUUUAAUGUAAAUCGUCUGCUGAAUAAUGAUAAUUCUGGUGCAACUUUAAUGUGCCAAGACAAUCUUUUCCCUGCCAAUAAAAUUACUCAUUGUCAAAACCUGGUUGCAAUCAAAACUAUGGUAACAAGACUAAAAACAUUACAUGAUUAUAAAAAAGUUAGAGAAAUAAAGUUUAUUUUGAAAAUGGCACCCAAUCUGCAUUUAAUACAGAUAUUUGAAAUAUUUAUUGAUACUAGAAAGUAUCAAUUGCAUAUAGUAAUGGAAUAUAUGGAACAAAAUUUGUAUCAAAUGAUGAAACAUCGAAAGAAUAAAGUAUUUUCAUAUCCUUCUUUAAAAUCUAUCCUGGCACAAUUGUUAGUUGCUAUAAAACACAUUCAUUCUUACAAUUUUUUUCACAGAGAUAUUAAACCGGAGAAUAUUCUUGUGACUCCAAGCUCUAUGUAUUUUGAUAAACAGUACUUGAAAACAGGUGAUUAUAAGGAUAAUUAUGUCAUUAAAUUAGCCGAUUUUGGUUUAGCUAGAAAUAUUUUCAAUUGUAAUUCAUAUACGCCUUAUGUUUCAACUAGAUGGUAUCGAUCACCUGAAAUUUUGCUAAGGAAUGGUUUUUAUUCCACACCUUUAGAUAUGUGGGCUUUUGGUUGUGUUGCUUUUGAACUUACUACUUUUAAGCCUUUAUUUCCUGGUAAUGAUGAACUAGACCAAGUUUGGAGAAUCCUAGAAGUCCUUGGAACACCCUACAAGUCGCCUGAAUUUUCUCAGCUUAAUUCAGAACCAUUUGGAGGAUUUUGGAAGGAAUCAUUAUUGUUAUUAAAUAAACUAAAUUUAACAUUACCGUUUUCAGAAGGGAUUAGCAUGCGAGCAAUCCUGCCUAAUCCACAAUUAAGAGACUUGACAGAAGUUAUUGAACAAUGUUUAAAGUGGGAUCCAAAUGAAAGAGUUUCUGCAUGUGUGUUGCAAAAUUUUAAAUUUUUUCAAAAUACUAUUAUUCAGAAAGAGUCUUCAAAUGAGACUAAUGGAAUCAGUAAUAUGCAACAGGCCAUGUUAUUUGCUGGUUUGAAUUCAAAAUCUUUUAUGUCCAGAGGUAAAACUUUGAAGAUAAAUGUGGAAAACGAAGACUUAGAAGAUAAGAAGCAGAAUAGUUCCCAAAUUAGGAACUACUUGUGUACUCAAUCACCAAAAAGACGGGAUCCUAACUGGCAAUUUGCUUCAACUAAUUCAUCUAAUAAACUUAUAUCAGAAAAGCCUAAGGAAGAAAAACUAACGGUUAAUGAAUUUUUGAAGGAGUAUAAAAGAAAUGAUGUGAAUAACCUUUUGGAUACAACUAUUGAGAAAAUGGUUCCUUCGACAGAUGCUUUUCUUGAAAGUACAAAAUUAUCAGUGGUUAAAAAUAAUGAUACUUAUGAAGAUUUGGAUAUUGAUAUAGAUGAGAUAUAUGAUAGUGAUCAAUUUUAUAAGGAUGGUAACAAAAAUUGCUUUAUUAGAGAUGAGAUCUACGAUACAGAGGAGGAGGAAAUUAAAAAGGAAUUGUCCAGAGAAAUUGAAUUAAACCUUAAAAAUUCUAUACCUAGGGAAGUCCCAAACGAAGGUGACUCAUUAAUUUUAAAGAAAUGCUUUAAUCAUGCUUCUUAUGGAGAUUUUUUUACCGUAGGGAAAGACGCUGAUCCAGAGUUAGAGAAUCUCAACAUUAAGAUACAGCAAGAACAGAUGAAGGACUUUUCAGAUGCAUUUCCCAUGAACCUUGAAACUUCUAAUGGAAGAACUAAUACAGGGUCCAUGUAUACCGGUUUGAUUAAUGCAAAUGUUGUUACUAUUAAUAAAAAUGAUUAUGAUAACUACAAUAAAACAAAUCCAAAUUCCUAUAUUCUUUCAAAAAAUAUUCAAAAUGAAAUUCAACAUAGACAUAAUAAUUUACUAGAUAGUUCGUUUGACUCUAGUAUGAAUAUUACUGCUAGAAAGUAUUUUGCUGAAAAUCAUAAAGAAGAGCCCUUUUUUAAUCUUUCCAGUAGCAAUAUUAUAGAUAAUAUAGAAAUUGAACAUAGUAAACCUCAUGAGGAGACAAGAGGAAGUCAAUUUGUAGGCAAUAUUACAUUUUGA
This is a messenger RNA of Arxiozyma heterogenica, 2265 nucleotides long. RefSeq names its product protein kinase IME2 (gene IME2). Gene Ontology annotation, biological process: intracellular signal transduction; protein phosphorylation. Gene Ontology annotation, molecular function: ATP binding; protein serine/threonine kinase activity. Bases 1 to 2265 code for a protein of 754 amino acids. The record is from RefSeq and is a predicted model, not a curated record. The transcript has a single exon. Gene Ontology annotation, cellular component: nucleus; cytoplasm. NCBI's taxonomy places the organism in Eukaryota, Fungi, Ascomycota, Saccharomycetes, Saccharomycetales, Saccharomycetaceae.